AUGUUGAGUUCUUCCAACAUACCCGUUAAGUUAUACCAAGUACGCAAAUUCAGAUUUUACAUAGUUGCGUUUUUUUCCACAAAUAAAGAAAAGAAUGUACUGAAGAAAGCUAUAGAAAUAAAUAAGGAAAUAUUAAAAAAUGGAAACCUUCUUGAGAUAAUAAAAAUAAUAAAUAAGAAUAAGAAAAAUACGAACAUAAUAAACUAUGUAACAUUUUUUCAUAGAUCAAUGCAGUUAAUACACAACAAUAAUUUUCUUUACUUAAAAUAUAAGGCACAUAUUACUACAGAAAUAGAAGACAAAAUUAACAUAAUUUUUCAUUACUUAAAUAAUAAUGACAAUAUAAAGAAGGUAAAAAAUAACUACAACAAACGCUUAUUUUCUUCCUUUAUCUGGUCACUCUGUAAAUAUUAUACCAUUUUAAAAGAACAUAACAAUAGUUCUGCUUUUCACACAAUAAACCAAAUCGGUUUAACAAGCGUUCACUGUCUCAAUGGAGUGAAAAAUAUAAAAGAGGCUCUACUAAAUAUAGAAGAGCAACAUGCACACCGUCAUACAAUAAUAAAUAAUAUAAUCUAUAGCUGCACUAAUUAUGAGGGUAAUUUAUUUUUUACAGACCUUUUUGAGGAAGGGAACAAAAAGAGUUACAGAGGGACAAACAAUAGCAACAACGAGAGCAGGCACAAUCAAAGCUACUUAAAUGUGCUAGACCAUGAAAAAGGGAAGGAAUUACUCAAAAAUAACUAUGACUAUGGAAUUACUCCACGCAUGCAUUACACAUUCAAUGGCUUCAAUUUAUUGUGCAGGUAUGCAAACGCAUGUUUACCGUCCUUAAGUGCGUCUCGUUAUGUUGUUGUUCUUUGGGCGUUAAGCAAACUAAAUAAACAGUACAAAGAAAUGCAUGAAAAGUAUUACAAAAGAAGUAUUAGUCUUGUACCGGUUUUAAAAAAUAAGGAGCUUAUAAUUUUGUUGUUCUCUUAUUCAUAUGUAAACUUUACAAAUUUUCAUUUUUAUAUAAGGAUAAAAAAUUUUAUUAUAAAUAAAAAUAUACAUAAACAGAUAAUACAAGAGAAUAACCAGGAAUCUUUAGUUAGCAUGCUUUUGUCAUUUGUUAAUCGAAAUAUAUUUUUUCCAGAUUUAUUUGAAAGUACAAUUGCUUACAUCCUAGGGACAAAACAUUUUUUACAUUCGUUAGGGAAUAAAGAACUAAUAACAAUUUUAUUCUGUAUAUGCAAAAGCCCAUUUUUAUAUAUGCCUGAGGGGAAUAAAUCUAAUAAAUUAGAAAAGAAAGGAAUUGUAAAGAGAAAUAUUGUUUUGUACGAAUUAUUAAAAAAGAAAAUUAUGAAAAGAUGUAAUGUAGUAGAUAGUUUGAAAGGGGAAAACAUUCGAAUUUAUAGAAGCAUGAUGGAUCAUGUUUCGAGAAUGAAAAAAAUAAUUGAUAUAAGUAGUAAUAUCACUUGUACUUUUGAAAAUUUGGCUUUAAUUAUAUGGUCCCUAUGUCUUAAAUAUAUUUAUUCUGCAAAGUUGUUUCUGUAUAGUUUUAUUCAAUUGAAUAAAUUAAUGAAAAAUGUAAAUUAUAUAUAUAAUUCUUAUGACACCUUAACAAAUUUUUACUUUUCCUUUUUAUCUUUUAUAAUGGAAGAUGAGUCAUUAAUGAAUUUAUAUUUUAAUAGACAAGAAGAAAAUGCUUUGUAUAUCUUAAAUGACUCUAUUAAUUUUCUCAUGCAUAAUUUUAAUGUAUUCAAAUAUGUAAUAAGUAUGCAUCAAAGAAAACAUGAUGUAGAAGUGUCAAGCAUGCAAAAAGAUAUAUUCAUUAUACUGAGCAAUAAUUUAAAGUACUCCAAUGAAAUGACUUUAAUACAUGAAUACAAAAACCCUCUGAAUAUGUCUAUAGAUAUUCUGUUAUUUAGAAAGGACAAAUAUACACAGUGGAUGAAAAUAAAUAAGGAGAUGUCGCAUGAAGAGAGCUCUUCCUGCAAAGAGGUGGAUAGUGCACAUACGAACUCCAGUGGAAUGUGUAUAAAUUAUGGGGGGGGAAAUACCCCCCCUAAUGGUAAUAUUAAUGUAAAGCAAAAAUGGAACAAAAAAAAAGAUCCACCACUUUUGUUUUUUUUAAAUUGUAAAUAUUACUCUUCAAUAAAUUUUCGCUCAAUCCGAUCAUUAAAGGUAGGGGAGAUUUUCUCAGUAAAAUUAAACAAAUAUACUGUUGUGUACUCGUCUUCAAUUAAUAAAAAAAGCUUGUGCUUAACUGACAAUAAAAAGAUCAUGAAAAAUUACGAAAUAGGAACUAAUUUGUAUGGAUUCAUUGAAAGAAUCAAAAAUUUAGAUGAUAGAAAUUAUCCUCAUGCAUUAAGAGUUAUACAUAACGAUUUGAUUUUCUUUUUUGAUAAACAUUUUGCUUAUAUAAAUGAAAAGGAUAUGAUUAGUUUUUUUUAUAAAUAUUCUUCUUUUUUCCCUCACUUUUGUAAAAUAAAGGGUAUAAUAACACAUUUAAAUAAACUCUUAAAGGUCUUUUCUUUUUUCAUCGAUUUUACCCUUUCGUCUAUUUUGAACCAGAGAAACAAGAACAUUCUUCUGCUUAGUGAUGUGUCCUGGGUGUACUUCAGGUACAUGAAAUUUUUGUUAUUGUUCUCGAAAGGGGUAGACAUAGACAGAAUGGCGCAAGGCGGAAUAGCACAAGGCAUAAUAGGGCAAGGCGGAAUAUCACAAGGCAGAGUAGGGCAAGGCGGAAUAGCACAAGGAAGAGUAGGGCAAGGCGGAAUAGCACAAGGCAGAGUAGGGCAAGGCGGAAUGGCUCAAGUUGCAAUUCCACAUAGCGAAUUACCGCCAAACGAUGUACUUUCUGUCCAAAGUGGUACAAGCAGAGGACUACUUUUACAAGAAAUAAAUAAAAUAACAACCAUAUUUGAUAAAAUAAUAAAAAGAAAAAUAAUAGACGAAAAUAUAAUGAAGCAUGCAUCGUCCAAAACUACGGCUCUUUUCAUUUCUAUUUAUGCACACCUUGAAAAUUCAGUUGAUAUGAUGCACUAUUUACAGGACAAUAUUUUUGAUGACAUCACAUUUACUAUAAAAGAUAUGCUAUUUAUUUUAAGUGCUUUAUCUAGAUGCAAUAAUGUAUGGGGUAUCGAAAAAUAUUUUUGUAAAAAAUUUAUUGAAAAUAUAGGUAACUGCAAAGUAAAUGAUUUAGUUGAGUUUACGUAUUUAUGUGCAGAGUUAAAAAGUAGUAACCAUUACAUAAGUUGUGGUAUUACUAACAAAAUCAAUUCAUUUGUUGUCAGAUCGUCAGAAGUGGAAAGUGAAAGUUAUAGUAAAGAAAUCAAAGGAAAUUUUUUUUCAGGUAAAGGAAGAGACUUUUCCCAUAAUGACUGUAGUGUACCAUUAAAAUUUAUUGAUACAUUUGAACAGGAGCAGUUUGCUCUCUUUGUAAGAAACUGCUACCGAAUGCACUGCUUUGAUAGGAGUUUUUUUGAUUUCCUAUGUGACGUAGCAUUAAGAAAAUGUAAAAUUCUAAAUGUAAAAAGUCUGUGUAUUAUCUUGCCCUGCUUUUCCCGCAUAUACUGUCUUUACAGUGUUGGAAGUACACUCCGAGGAAGUAGUACUCAAAGGAAUAAAAGGAUUACCGGAAAUGAUGGAAAUCAUGACGACCAUGGCGAUUACAGCAAUCAUGGAAAUAUUGGAAAGCAUGAUCAUCAGAAUGAUCGUGGACAUGGUUUCCUCCACAGAAGUGACGGUAUUAAAGUAAAAAAUGAGCAGAAUGAUUAUUUGGAAAAAGAUAUAUAUCACUGUCGGUACAACGUUCCUGAGUCCCUAAAACAGUUAGUACAAUAUGCAGAAAAAAGAAUUUUAUCAAGUAAAGAAUUUAAUUUUCCUAAUUUUUGUUAUUAUAUGGAAUCAAUUACUUUACUUAAAAUUGAAAAUAAAAAGUUGUAUAAUAUGUGUAUAGAACAAACAUUGAAAAGAGUGGAAAAUAAUUUACUGCUUAGUGAAAAGGACGUAAAGUUGCUGGGGAAAGUAUUGUGGUGUUUAUCUUAUUAUCACAAAACAGAGUUUUUAUUUUCAUUAAAAAUUAUUAGUUUUAUUUUAAAAUAUAAGAUAUAUCAAAAUGUAAUAAUAGAAAAUUAUAUUUCCAUUUUUUUGUACUUUAUUAAAUCUAGGGUAUAUAACAAAAACUUAUUUCAUAAUAUGGGGCAAGUUAUCUUGUUAAAUAUAACAUUAAAUGAUUAUUUUAAUUCCGAAAAUGUGAAUACAAAACAUUUUAAGCUGAAAGUAAUUACUGAAUUGUAUGCUACAAUGGCAUGGGCGUAUGCUUUUACGUACUGUCCCGAUGAUGAAUUAGCGGGGGUGGAAUAUGAAGAGAGAGAGAAAAGGAUCAGCAAAAAUUUUAGUGGAAAAUGGGAAAAAUGUUGUGAAAUGGCAAUAAAUGACAAUACUGUGGGUGGUGAAAAUACUGUUCGUAGUGAAAAUACUCUGCUUAGUGAAAAUACUCUGCUUAGUGAAAAUACUCUGCUCAGUGAAAAUACUUUGCUUAGUGAAAAUACUCUGCUUAGGGACAACACUGCAGGCAAUGGAAAGGGCAUAAAGAGAGGGGGAAAAAGAGUAUCCCCAUUUUUGCAUACAAAUGAUUCGAAAUUCUUAGCGAAAAUAUACGACUAUAUUUUUAAUGAAAUAAGUAUUCUGGAAAAGUAUGAUGAUGUAUCUCUUUUAUUAUUAUCAAGAUAUUUAUGGGGUGUUUCUAUUGUGAAUGUAAUAAAUGAAAAAAUACUGAAUUUUAUAAAUAUAUAUAAUUGGGAUGAUAUUAAAAUUAUGGAAUACAAUCAAAUGUACCUGCACAUGAUAUUUACGUUAUGGUUAAGGAUAAAAUAUUCUUCUUUAAAUUUUAAACUUUCAAAAAGUUUCCUAAAAUUCAAAGAUCAAAUUUUUAUUCUUUUAAAAAAAAAUUAUUAUAAAAAUAGCACAAUUAAGAAGAAUAACAACAUAUCUACUUUUCACCAACAAAUAUGUCAAAUAUUAGACAAACAUAACGUAACGUAUGAAAAUGAAUAUAUUACGGAAGAUCUUUUCGCCAUCGAUAUAAGAAUAAAAAGGGAAAAUUUGAGGGAAAAAAUUGCUAUCGAAAUUGAUGGUCCUUCUCACCACUUACUCGUCUUGAACGAGAUUUACCAGACACACCCUGCAAACGUUAAGAAGAAGUAUGUGAGGUGUGGAACAACUUAUUUUAAGAGUAAUCUUCUGAAAAAAAGUGGGUGGACACUGAUUAACAUAGCGUCUUAUGAAUGGAAUAAACUAAAGAAGGGUGAAAGAGAUGCAUAUGUAAUUCAAAAACUGUCGACAAUUAGUAAGUGUCUAAAGUUCUGUUCUUUAAAAUGUAAUGAAGUGGUUUGA
Plasmodium malariae is the source of this 5382-nucleotide messenger RNA. Its product is annotated as RAP protein, putative. The transcript has 2 exons. The coding region runs from base 1 to 5382 and encodes 1793 amino acids. Lineage: Eukaryota; Apicomplexa; Aconoidasida; Haemosporida; Plasmodiidae. The record is from RefSeq and is a predicted model, not a curated record.